Melampsora larici-populina 98AG31 is the source of this 1009-nucleotide messenger RNA. RefSeq lists its product as uncharacterized. Bases 197 to 1009 code for a protein of 270 amino acids. Lineage: Eukaryota; Fungi; Basidiomycota; Pucciniomycetes; Pucciniales; Melampsoraceae. Gene Ontology annotation, cellular component: mitochondrion; 6-phosphofructokinase complex. The record is from RefSeq and is a predicted model, not a curated record. Gene Ontology annotation, molecular function: identical protein binding; AMP binding; monosaccharide binding. The transcript has 3 exons. Gene Ontology annotation, biological process: fructose 6-phosphate metabolic process; fructose 1,6-bisphosphate metabolic process; canonical glycolysis.
GGAAAGUUUUUUUUGUGGUUUAAUGCAUGAUUUGUUAUAUCAUCACUUAUAUCUCGCAGAGCUUUACCCCUUUGAAAUUUGAUAUCACAUCCUCCAAAUAGCCUCUCACUCAGCCAUCUCCUCCAUUUGAUCUUCCGUUUUCCAACAUGCCUCGUAUUUCCGAACGAGUUACUGUGAUUCGCGAUUUGAUCAAUUUAUGUGUGGUUUCCCACAUCGCCUCCCCAUGGUUCAUCUGCCAGCUACGAUCAGCAACAAUGUACUUAUCACUGAAUGGAGCUUAGGUAGUUAUACCAGUAUCUAUGUCUUGGUUGACGCUUGUGAUUCGAUCCGACAAAGUGCAUCUGCUAGUCGGAAUAGGGUUUUCGUCGUGGAGACGCAAGGUGGAGAAUCUGGAUAUAUUGCUCUACUCGGUGGUCUUGCUGCUGGGGCCAAUAUUGUUUAUACGCCUGAGCUACCUGUCACACUCACCCAACUGAGUGCUGAUGUCGAAUUCUUCAAGAAGAGAUUCAGAGCUGAUCCGAAGGGUAAAUCUCAAGGAAGGCUUCUUGUCCGAUCCGACAAAUCCUCUAGUACCUAUACCAACGAAGUAGUCACGAAGAUCUUGAAGGAAGAAGGUGAUAAACUAUUUGAUGCACAACAAGUCAGUCUUGGACACGUUUUACAGGGUGGAGUACCUUCACCAAGCGAUCGAACUCGAGCAGUGGGUAUGUCAAUCAAAUGUAUUCAAUUCCUUGAAAGACAUUGUAUAAAAGUAGUAGCCUGUAAUAAGGAAGUCGAAACCCCAACAGAAGGAAGGAAUACAGGUUUACCAACAGUAGAGAAAUCAAGUGGAGAAGAAGAAAACUUUGGAACGAUUGUGAUCACUAGAAGUCAAAUUCGAAUAGCUGGAUUAAAAGAAAUGGUAGAAGGAGCUGACCUAAAUAAAAGAAGAGGUAAACAAACUUGGUGGUGGGAAUUAAAGAAAGUAGUGGAAAUCAUGAGUGGUAGAUUACAAGAUGGAUUUGAAUAA